AUGCAUCACAUCUCUGACUCCAAAUCAAAUCUGAGCAUGCCCCGGUUCCCUCCAGCAGCUGACUCAUACCAGCAGGGCUGCAUCAGGAUGACCCUGGAGAAUGCUGAUCUCUGGAAGUCCUUUCACAGCAUCGGAACAGAGAUGAUUAUAACAAAGCAUGGAAGGAGAAUGUUUCCACACUGCAGCAUCAGUCUAUAUGGCCUCCAACCUUUUGCCAAUUACAUCGUCAUGAUGGAUAUGGUUCCUGUAGACAGCUUCAAAUACAAGUGGAAAAAGGAGCAGUGGGAGGUCGCUGGGAAGGCUGAGCCCCAGCCCCCGUGUCGGACAUACAUGCACCCAGACUCCCCUGCUCCAGGAAGUCACUGGAUGAAGCAGUCGUUGUCCUUUCUCAAGAUGAAGCUCACCAACAACACCUUGGACCAGCACGGCCAUAUCAUCCUACACUCUAUGCAUCGCUACUACCCCAGGUUUCAUGUCACCCAAGCAGACAGUCCUUACACUGUCCGCUGGGGCCCAUUUCAAACCUUUUCCUUCCCAGAGACGACCUUCACUGCAGUGACCGCUUACCAAAAUCCAAAGAUCACCAAACUGAAGAUUGACCACAACCCCUUCGCUAAGGGAUUCAGGGAGGGAGGCACCCAUUCCCACAGCAAAAGGUGUCGCUCAGACAGAAGCCCUCCUUCAAAAAGAGCCACACUGGAGAAGAAAUCUGUUUGCACAAGUCCUACAGGCCUGCAGAGGAUGCCCUCCACCUCUCAGUCAGCAGAGGAGGGGAGGGAUCAGGCUUCCACACAGCAGCUACUGAAAGGGGGUGACCUUUCAGCCUGGGCUGUGGAGCAAGACCCAUCUGAGAGUCUUCAUGCUGAGCCCCUGGAGCUGCAGGAGUAUGACUACAGCUGUGAGGAACAGAUGGUGCCUGCAUCCAUGCCAUACCAGCCCUACAGAUCGCUAGAGUACACCAGAUAUUCGCUGCCUUCCAAUGAAGUAGAUGUAACACACACCGUUGUCCACCCUCCACCUCAUCCACUUACUACAGCUGAACACAACCCACAACAACAUGGCUUCUACCAUCAUCCUCACCACCACAGCCACACAGCAGACUGGAGCCAAUACCCACUCUUCUCCUACUCCUGCUGGUGA
Messenger RNA from Plectropomus leopardus (leopard coralgrouper), 1140 nucleotides. RefSeq names its product T-box-containing protein TBX6L-like. Gene Ontology annotation, molecular function: DNA-binding transcription factor activity, RNA polymerase II-specific; RNA polymerase II cis-regulatory region sequence-specific DNA binding. NCBI's taxonomy places the organism in Eukaryota, Metazoa, Chordata, Actinopteri, Perciformes, Serranidae. Gene Ontology annotation, cellular component: chromatin; nucleus. Gene Ontology annotation, biological process: cell fate specification; positive regulation of DNA-templated transcription; regulation of transcription by RNA polymerase II. The record is from RefSeq and is a predicted model, not a curated record.